This is a messenger RNA of Mugil cephalus (flathead mullet), 842 nucleotides long. RefSeq lists its product as uncharacterized. The record is from RefSeq and is a predicted model, not a curated record. Bases 84 to 791 code for a protein of 235 amino acids. The transcript is spliced from 2 exons. Lineage: Eukaryota; Metazoa; Chordata; Actinopteri; Mugiliformes; Mugilidae.
CUUUGUUUACAUUUGGUUUCCACCCUGUUACCUUCACUGGUGUUCGAUUCAGUGACACAUUUUCACCAGGUGACACAGCAAAAAUGGCUCCAUCUCAAAAGUAUUUGCUAUGUCUGAUGCCGGCAGAAUGGGAGAAUCUGACCGUCCAUCGUAAUGUGAUGUUUCCACCAAAAGGCAGUAUUGGGGUUUACAGGAAGCACAAGAAACAAGAAAAACUUGUUUGUCAAGGCUACAUUUGUCCGACUGAUCCUGAAAAAAUGCAUAUGUCCGCCCUGCAGCCACCGCUAGUACUGCCGAGACGCCAUAGGUUGGGGUACAAGUACGCAAAACUAACAGAGAGGAUCAGAGUCGAGGAGGGUGCUGACAUUUUGUCAAAAAUCUUAAAGAGUCAGAGGAACAGAGUUGAUUCUGCAUCAAGUAGUAAACCAGUAGAAGAUGAUAUCCCAGCAGAGUCAACCACCACCAUCACCGCCUCCGCCAUCGUGCCAGAAUCUGGAGAUAUACCCAUUGAAACCAACCUGCAGCCAUAUCCAGAUGUAGAUAUUGCACAGGCAGUUUGUGCAGGGCCCAGUGGAAGUGUGAAUAAACCGGAUCAUCUAAAUAUGUCCGUGCAGAGGAGCGUGAAUAUGGAUUAUCCACCUUCUUCAGACAUCCAGGACAGAAGAGAGCACAUACCGCCAGCACAUGAUGAAGGAUGGACAAAAGAUUUCAUUCGUUGCAUGGAAACUUGGACAAACGCAGAGGACAUGGACGUAUUCGAUUUUGAGACUUUUGAUUAUUCUGGCCAAUAGACCAACAGCCCUCCUUAAAUGGGGUCUGUGAAAUAAAUGUUUUGACCGGCA